UCUCCGUGACAAGCUGACUGCCACCUUGACGCUCUAGUGUUCUGGGGACACCCGUGUGUGCGAGUGAGUGCGUGCGGUGGCGGAGUGUUUUCGGCGAGUUUUGUCGUCUCGCUGCUGCUGUCGCCCCCGGAGUGGAGAACUCAAAUCCGCUCGUGCGCCGCCGUUGAGCCGGUUCCACCGAGAGCACAGCUAUGGCAGGGGACGGAUCCGAGCGCGCUCUGCAGUAUGAGCAAACCCUGAUGUAUGGGCGCUACACACAGGACCUGGGUGUGUAUGCGCGGGAGGAGGCAGCCCGUCUACGAGAGGAGGCGGGACUAAGACGGAGUUUGAGUGACAGGCGCAAAUCUCUAGAGCUGCUGGAGUUUGACAAGGGUCGCUGCGCCAAAUGCAGGAGGUAUCCAUACGCCCUGGAGGCUCCGGCUCAGGAUGUGUUUUCUGUCUGUACAGUGCGCUGUCAGAAGUUCCUGAUCUCACGCGUGGGGGAGGACUGGAUCUUCCUCAUCCUGCUGGGCCUGGUCAUGGCUCUGGUCAGCUGGGCCGUGGACUUCUGCAUCGCCAUCUGCCUGCAAGCACAGAAGUGGAUGUUUGGUGGGCUGGAGAGUAACGUGUUCCUGCAGUACCUGGCCUGGGUCACCUACCCCGUAGUGCUGAUCAGCUUCUCAGCAGGGUUCACACACAUAGUGGCCCCACAGGCAGCAGGGUCGGGUAUCCCGGAGAUGAAGACCAUUCUGAGGGGCGUGGUGUUGAAGGAGUAUCUGACCCUCAAGACCUUUGUGGCCAAGGUCAUCGGCCUGACCUGUGCACUGGGCAGCGGCAUGCCUCUGGGGAAGGAGGGGCCGUUUGUACAUAUUGCAUCACUUUGUGCAGCUCUUCUCAGCAAGUUUAUGUCUCUCUUCGGAGGAAUCUAUGAGAAUGAGUCACGGAACAUUGAGAUGCUUGCUGCCGCCUGUGCAGUCGGAGUGGGGUGCUGUUUUGCUGCACCCAUUGGAGGUGUGCUGUUCAGCAUUGAGGUAACCUCCACCUUCUUCGCGGUGCGUAACUACUGGAGGGGAUUCUUCGCUGCCACAUUCAGUGCAUUCAUCUUCAGAGUCCUGGCAGUGUGGAAUAAAGAUGAAGAGACCAUCACUGCGUUGUUUAAAACUCGCUUCAGACUGGACUUCCCCUUUGACCUCCAGGAGCUGCCAGCCUUCGCUGUCAUUGGGAUUGCCAGUGGUUUUGGGGGAGCUCUGUUUGUGUACCUCAACAGGCUGAUUGUUCAGUUCAUGAGGAAACAGAAAACCAUCAACAAGUUCCUCAUGAAGAAGCGUCUGCUAUAUCCAGCUCUAGUCACCUUGCUCAUCUCUACCAUCACAUUCCCACCUGGUUUUGGUCAGUUCAUGGCUGGAAGGCUGACGCAGAAGGAGUCUCUGGUGACGCUGCUGGACAACCGCACCUGGGCCAAGCAGGGCAUCGCCGAGGAGUUCGACUACAUCGGCCACUCGCAGGCCUGGAAGCACCCGCAGGUCAACGUCUUCGUCACCCUCCUCAUCUUCAUCGUCAUGAAGUUCUUGAUGUCUGCUUUGGCUACAACCAUUCCAGUCCCGUGUGGAGCUUUUAUGCCCGUCUUUGUCAUUGGUGCAGCAUUUGGCAGGCUGGUUGGUGAGAGCAUGGCUGCCUGGUUCCCUGAUGGCAUUCACACAGACAGCACCACCUAUUCUAUAGUUCCAGGAGGCUACGCCGUCGUGGGUGCGGCAGCCCUGUCGGGUGCGGUCACACACACGGUGUCGACGGCAGUGAUCGUGUUUGAGCUGACGGGUCAGAUCUCCCACAUCCUGCCCAUCAUGAUCGCCGUGAUCCUGGCCAACGCCGUGGCCCAGAGCCUGCAGCCCUCCAUCUACGACUCCAUCAUCCGCAUCAAGAAGCUCCCCUACCUGCCCGAACUGGGCUGGGGACACCACGAGAAGUAUAAUAUCCGGGUGGAGGACAUCAUGGUGCGUGAUGUGCGCUACGUCACACUGAACUCCACCUACAGGGACCUGCACGACGUGCUGCUGACUGGACACCUCAAAACACUCGCCCUCGUAGAGUCUGCAGACUCCAUGAUCCUGCUGGGCUCCAUUGAGCGCGCUCAGUUGCAGGUGCUUCUGACGCAGCAGCUGGGUCGCCCCCGGCGACUGGAGUUCAUGCGCCAGCGCGCACAGGCCGACAAGAAGCGCCUGUCCGAGAUCAGCGAGGACGGGGGUCAAAAGGUCAACCAGGAGGUCCGCUUCCAGAUCUCCACUGAAGAGUCCUCCUACAGUCCCCCCCGCUCUGUGAGCCCCAAGCCUCUGAAGCCGGCACUGAAGAGAUCAUCUGUAGUGGAGCGGCCCACAGAGAUCCCCACCAGUCCUCAGGACUCUGGUAUCGCUCUGAAGAACCUCUUCUGUGCCUACCCUGAGACGGAGGGGCUGGAGAAUAAUAACGUGGAGAGCUCGGUGUGUGUGACGCCCGAGCUCAGACGGCCCAAGCGCGUCCGGAUUUCUGUUGUGCAAAUCUAA
Molecule: messenger RNA, 2516 nt
Organism: Sardina pilchardus (European sardine)
Lineage: Eukaryota; Metazoa; Chordata; Actinopteri; Clupeiformes; Clupeidae
Gene: clcn2c
Product: chloride channel 2c
Exons: 22
Coding region: 192-2516 (774 amino acids)
Biological process (GO): chloride transport; transmembrane transport
Cellular component (GO): plasma membrane
Molecular function (GO): voltage-gated chloride channel activity
Source: RefSeq, a predicted model, not a curated record